This is a messenger RNA of Danaus chrysippus (African queen), 1842 nucleotides long. The record is from the annotation of a GenBank genome assembly. NCBI's taxonomy places the organism in Eukaryota, Metazoa, Arthropoda, Insecta, Lepidoptera, Nymphalidae.
AUGCCGGGAUACGUGGUCUACAGAAGUGACCAGGUAUCCCCCGCCGGGGUAGCCUAUAGGGGAUUGGCUGCCCUGGUCAAAAGGCAGGUUAUUCAUCAACCGCUACCAGCAGUUUCCCUCCGCUCAGCCUACGCUCUUGGCGUAGAGGUGUGCCUUGAUCGACGUCCUGUCCGAGUGUUUGCCUUUUAUAGGCCGCCGGGUGGCCGCCUGGAGGAGAGUGACAUCCACGCACUCCUAGACCAGGCAACCCCCACCAUCAUCGCAGGCGACUUUAAUUGCAAGCACACGGCAUGGAACUCGACACACGACGACGCCAACGGGCAAAAGCUUCUAAACGACGCGGAGAGGGAAGGGUAUGCAGUAAUGGGCCCAGAGGUCCCAACGCACUACCCCUACCAACAUACCGCCGCGCCUGACGUCAUCGACCUCACUCUAGUGCAGGGCCUGAACACAGACCCAUCGAUCGACGUACUAGAUGACCACGUGAUGUCGGAUCACCAACCGGUCCUGGUCACUAUCGAUCUGGCGCCGAUCCGGAGGGAAAUCCCGCCCCCGCGUCACAGACAGGACUGGCGCAUCUUCGCAGACCACCUGUCGAAGAACUUGCGGUCGUUUCGAGUGGACAGCCCCGACGAUGUGGACCGCCUUGCCCUCGAGCUCACCGAGUCUAUCACCCGGGCACUCGAGGCCUCGCGGCUAAGCACCACAUCGCACCGGAAACGACCGCAGUUGCCUGCCGGGAUACGUGACAUGAUAGAGGACAAAAGGAGGCUGCGUAGAUUAUACCAGCGCACCCGAUGCCCGACCAUCAAGUCCCAGCUCAAUGCUCUGGCGGAGAGAGUCUCAGCGGUGUUGGAGGACCACGCUGUAGACUCCUGGUACAAGACCAUCGAGCGAGCUGGAGAGGACUGGCGUCCGUCUGUAGCGAGUGAAUCUGGCGAGGUGUCUGAUAAACUGGGCGCUAGCGCCAUCCUCGGUACUACCCCACCUCUCACUAUGUACGUAGUGAGAGGAACCGAAGACCAAGGAACUGGAGCCAUCGCCCUGGGAGAUCUGCUUGAACUAAGGAUAGAAACUACUGCUGAUUCUGAAAUUGAGGCGUACCAUCUAGUAGCUUCUUCAAGACUUGGAGACAGUUCAGUGUUAUUGUUAGACAAUAACGGAUGCCCCACCGGACAGGUCGACUUCCCUUCAUUCACUCGUUCUCGUUCAGGAGUCACUCAGCGUCUCUACUCUCGGUUCAAGGCGUUCCGUUUCCCUACGUCUCACGUGGUCCGCUUCGCUGUGGUUGUACGAUUCUGUCAAGAUAAAUGUGCUCCGGUCAACUGUGAAAUGAUAGAUAAACUAAGAGAUGCAAGAGGCGCUAACGAGUCUUAUACAAAUGAUUCAGAAGUAGCGGCGAGCGUUAAGGAAGAGACCUCAUGGCCGGUAGUCGCGCAGGGAGGGCCGGUGAGAUGUAUAGGGGAAGGUCAGGGUGAAGUUAUGGGGAUGGAGAAAAGAGUACCCUUGGAACUGGAAUUAGUGGUCGGGGCGAGAGAUGUACUGUCAGCGGACACACUCGUGCGAGCCGACCAUAGAAGUUCUUUACCGGAGGAAGACGUCAGCAGUCCCCUGGUGUGUGUCCAUGAGUUAGUGUUGGUGUCGCUGAUGCUGGCGUGGCUCGCGGUACAAAUACUGCUGCUUCUGGGAUGCUGCGUCCUUGUUAAACGGUACAGAAACCUAGCAGAAAUGAAUAUGCAAAAGGACUACCAUUCGUUUGACAACAUUGGUUUUGACAACGUGUCAACACACAGACGGGUUCAUUGGCCGGAUCAAAACAUAGAUAUAAUACAUACAAAUUAA